This is a messenger RNA of Myxocyprinus asiaticus (Chinese sucker), 2357 nucleotides long. Its product is annotated as solute carrier family 35 member F2-like. Gene Ontology annotation, molecular function: transmembrane transporter activity. The transcript has 9 exons. Gene Ontology annotation, cellular component: membrane. Gene Ontology annotation, biological process: transmembrane transport. The record is from RefSeq and is a predicted model, not a curated record. The coding region runs from base 205 to 1386 and encodes 393 amino acids. NCBI's taxonomy places the organism in Eukaryota, Metazoa, Chordata, Actinopteri, Cypriniformes, Catostomidae.
AAAAGGGCGGAACUUAAGUUGACUGAACGUCCUUGUUUUUACUUUUGAAUUUUGAUUGAAAGACGAGUAUGGAUGCUUAUGCUAAAACGUCUGUUUGUUGUUUCUAAGACUAUUCGUAAAUUAUGGAUACGGACAUAGCAGAUCAGUUAUUUUCAGGUGUUCUCUAUGCUUUCUCUGAAUAUUCCAGGACUGUGUGUGUAAAAUAUGGAUCGUGAAGCUGGACAGGACUCCUCUAAAUGUGGAAGCUUGAGAGCUCUCAGCCGCUGGGGCAGGUUCUUUUGUGGUCCACAGAAUCUCACAUUGAAAGAUGUGUUUACGUGGCAGCUCUUCAAAUCUAUUGCAAUGGGUCAAGCCCUGUCCAUGUUGAUAUGUGGGACAGCAGUCACUUGUCAGUAUCUGGCUGAUGCCGGCAUAGCGACACCAAUGCUGCAAAGCUUCCUCAAUUACACCUUGCUGCUGCUCACCUAUACUUUAGCCCUGGCCUUCAGGAAAGGGGAAAGCAAUAUUUUUCCAAUUCUAAAAACAAAGUGGUGGAAGUAUUUACUGGUGGCUUUUGCGGAUGUGGAAGCCAAUUACACAGUUGUGAAGGCAUACCAGUUCACUACCCUUACAAGUAUACAGCUGCUGGACUGCUUUGUAAUCCCAGUUCUGAUGGUGCUCUCAUGGAUCUUCUUGAAGACUCGCUAUAGGACUUUGCAUUUUGUAGCUGUGGCUGUGUGCUUGCUUGGGGUUGGGGCAAUGGUGGGAGCAGAUCUUCUGGCUGGAAGAGAUCAAGGCUCAAGUAGUCAUGUAUUGUUGGGGGAUGGACUAGUGUUGGUCAGUGCUGCUCUGUAUGCUGUGUCUAAUCUCUGUCAGGAAUACACAGUGAAAAAUCUGAGCAGGGUGGAGUUCUUGGGUAUGAUGGGACUGUUUGGCACCAUCAUCAGCAGUGUGCAGAUGGCUAUAUUUGAAUACAAAGCUAUACCUGCCAUCAGUUGGGACUGGAGAAUAUGCCUGCUCUUUGUAGCUUAUACCCUGUGCAUGUAUGGGCUGUACAGUUUCAUGCCUGUAGUGGUGAAGAUGACGAGUGCCACAGCAGUAAACCUCUCCUUACUGACUGCUGACCUCUUCAGUCUCUUCUGUGGCAUGUUCCUCUUUCUCUUCAAUUUCUCGGGCUUGUAUAUUGUGUCUUUUGUGGUGAUUACCCUUGGUUUCAUCAUGUUCAACGUUGUGCCGACCUACACAGCAGACCAGUCAAAUUCCACCAUUAAUGGGACAUACCGUCUUGCUUCAUCUGCGGAUACCCAACAAGAUGGAGACAUUGCAGUAGACUGGCUGCAGAAGGGAGGACAUUGGACAGAGUGCAGUCCCAUAGAACCUUGCAAUGGACCAUGUACUCUGACAUAAAGCUCUAUGGUGUAGACACUAUUAUCGUUUGUUUGCCAAAGGCAGUGUUUGAUCGAUUAUUUGUCAUGGAUUUUAAGUGCACUUAAUGUACCUUCACACUAUUUUGUUUCAUUUACACUCUUAUGUUUAAACGUUAUUGAGUUGCAAAGAGUGGCCGAGGUUCAGAGAGGACGCACAAAAAUUAUUCCAAUACAGAUGAAAAAGAAAGAAUCACUGCGCCCUACUAAGUUAGGGUGCGAAGAUCCAUUAGCCUUAACAAUGACAAAAGAAAAAGGAUCUGCACUCCUUUUUUCACCUUUUUGUAAUUUUAUUUUUUCUCACCAGUCAGGGGACACAUGUUUUGGCCUCAUGACCCUCCUACCUCAUCUGACUGGUGAGGAAAAAUUACAUUACAAAAAGUUGAAGAAGGGUGUGUGAAUCAAGUAUUACCUUAAACCAGUGCUAGUCCAUUGCUUUUGUUUUUAGAAGGACAGUUACUAGUGAUGCUGCUUCCAGUAUCUUCCAAUGUCUUAUUAAUAUUCUUUAUUUUUGGCCCCCCUGAAUGAACAAACCACCUAGGGAACCAGUCGCAAUUGAAAAACUUGCAUUUCCAUUUUUUUAUUUUAUUGUUAUGGAAUGACCUGUAAUGUUGGUCAGAUAAUGUGAGUUUUGUAGGUCACAUAUUCUACUUGUUACUUUCAUUUACAGUUUUCAUAUGCAUAUAUAUACAUGUGUAAGUCAUUCUGAGCAUGCAACUAAAAUGUCAAAUCUUGACAAAACCAACAAGAUAUUUAUAAAUGUACACUAUAUGAAUAAACACGAGUAUAAUGUAACAGGAAAGUCCCUAUGAUUUGAAGAUCAAUCGUCCAAUCCUAUGUUUUUUUUUUUUUUUUUUUUACAACAAAGACCAGAAUUGCAGAUUUCAUGGCUUUUCUGUUAGUAAAUAAAUAAACCAGUACAUUAAUGGUCAAAACUAUUGAGUCUUUUAUUUG